AUGCUCCAAAGACUCGCCCAGCUGAAUGUUGACGCGAGCAAACAGAUAUCGAGCCUGGAGCUUUUCAUGUGGGGCGGACCCGGGGUGCUCGACUACUGCAGCGAGGCUCACAAGAACCCACGGUUUGAUCCCCUUGCGCACAUGUUGACCACCACGGCCGAGCUCGGCAACAUCGUUGAGGAGUUCAUGCCGCUGCAUACCAGCGUGCCAAAGGCGGCCGACAGCCUCACCAUGCCCAUUGCGCUCUUGUGCGUGUCGUGCUACCUGCAGCUGCUGCACAUCUUUGACUUCACCUUUGGCCGUGUUCAUAAGCUUUUGAGCAGCGUCCCGGAUAUCGACCAGUUCUUCGAUCAGGCACCCAAGUUUACGCUUCACCCGGGCUUGCCCCCCGUAAAGGGGCGGUUCUACCUCAAGAUCAUGGUGCAGACGAUUAAGCAUCAGCUGGGUAAUGUUGAACAGCUCCUGCGUCUUCCUCCGGGGACAUCUGUUAUAGGGAGAUCUGUACCCGAGUACGGUUUUUGUGUAUCGACGAUAUUCCAUAUUGCAAUGGAGCAGAGUCGCGACAUGUCCAAAAGAACGACUGGUGUGAUGGUGGAGUCUAUAAAACGCAACAUAGAUUAUAUCUCGAGUUUUGCAGCAGAAUAA
This is a messenger RNA of Clonostachys byssicola, 645 nucleotides long. NCBI's taxonomy places the organism in Eukaryota, Fungi, Ascomycota, Sordariomycetes, Hypocreales, Bionectriaceae. The record is from the annotation of a GenBank genome assembly.